CACCAGCGUAUAAAUACACCAGCAAAUCAUAUCCCAUCUCCUCUACUUUUCAUCUGUAUUGCACCAAGGCUCAAGCGUACUUACUUACAUCAUGGAUAUAGAUGAGCAGAAGAUAGACGAAGGCUUAUACUCGCGGCAACUCUACGUUCUAGGGCAUGAAGCCAUGAAGCGCAUGGCCGCAUCCAAUGUUCUCAUCGUUGGUGUGAGAGGUCUUGGUGUGGAGAUUGCUAAGAACACUGUUCUUGCUGGGGUGAAGUCUGUGACUAUCUAUGACCCAGAGCCAGUCACAGUUCAGGACCUUGGGACCCAGUUCUUUCUGCGGGAAGGCGACAUCGGGAAGCCUCGCGCUGCCGUGACAGUUCCUCGGUUGGCUGAGCUGAAUGCUUAUGUCCCGGUCAAGGAUCUCGGUGGGCAUGUGGGCCAGUCUCUCACUCCAGAUGUCAUUCGUGGGUUCCAGGUUGUGGUUCUGACGGACGUGUCCCUUACCAAGCAGCUGGAGAUCAAUGAAUGGACUCAUGUGAAUGGCGUUCAUUUCAUCUCCGCCGAUGUUCGUGGCCUGUUUGGCUCCGUGUUCUGUGACUUUGGCCCCCGAUUCACUUGCAUCGAUCCGACUGGUGCGCAGCCAUUAACCGGCAUGGUUGUGGAGAUCGAGAAAGAAAAGGAUGCUGUAGUGACGUGCUUGGACGAGACGAGACAUGGUCUCGAGGAUGGUGAUUUUGUAACGUUCUCCGAAGUCAAGGGUAUGACAGAGCUCAAUGGGUGUGAGCCGAGAAAGGUAUCCGUCAAAGGGCCAUAUACCUUCACCAUCGGUGACACUACCGGUCUCCAAGACUAUAUCUCGGGUGGUAUAUUUACUCAGGUGAAGAUGCCAAAGAUCAUCGACUUCAAGCCAUUACGAGAGUCGCUGAAGGCCCCGGAAUACCUCAUCACAGAUUUCGCCAAGUUCGAUCGUCCUGCGACCCUUCACAUUGGAUUCCAGGCACUUUCGGCGUUCCGCGACAAACAUGGUCGCCUUCCCAAGCCUAGAAAUGUUACAGAGGCUAACGAGAUCAUUGACUUGUCCAAGGAGAUCCAGAAGAGCAGUGGAUUGGAGGAUGAUCUGGACGAGAAGGUCCUGCAAGAGCUCGCUUUUGAGGCUUGUGGAGAUAUCUCUCCCAUGGUCGCUGUGAUCGGCGGUUACGUCGCUCAAGAGAUCCUGAAGGCGGUCAGCGCCAAGUUCCACCCGACCGUCCAACACCUCUACUUCGACUCUCUCGAGUCACUUCCCGAUGAAAUGCCAACUGAGGUCGAAUGCGCUCCUACGGGCAGUCGGUAUGAUGGCCAGGUUGCAGUCUUCGGCCGUGCUUUCCAGGAGAAGAUUGCAAACUUCAGGGAAUUCUUAGUUGGAAGUGGCGCUAUCGGCUGCGAAAUGUUGAAGAACUGGAGCAUGAUGGGCCUUGCGACCGGUACAGGUGUGAUACAUGUCACGGAUCUAGACACGAUUGAGAAGAGCAACCUCAACCGACAGUUCCUAUUCCGACCCAAGGAUCUUGGCAAUUUCAAGUCCGAAGUUGCCGCCGGAGCUGUGAUUGAAAUGAACCCUGAUCUCAAGGGCAAGAUUGUCAGCCACCAGGAUGCGGUCGGCCCGGACACUGAAAAUAUCUACGACGACGUCUUCUUUGCACAUCUGGAUGGCGUCACCAAUGCCCUCGACAACAUCAAGGCCCGCAUGUAUAUGGACCGUCGCUGCGUCCUCUUCCAGAAGCCGCUCCUGGAAUCAGGCACCCUCGGCACGUUGGGUAAUACCCAAGUCGUUGUUCCCCACAUCACCGAGUCGUACUCGUCGUCCCAAGACCCCCCUGAGAAAUCAACACCUAUGUGCACGGUUAAGAGUUUCCCAAAUGCGAUCGAGCACACGAUCGAGUGGGCGCGUCAGCACUUCGAUGGCCUUUUUGUCAAGCCUAUCCAGAGCGUCAACCAAUACCUCACCGAUCCGAGCUUCAAGGAGACUACCCUUAAGUAUUCCGGUCAGCAGACGGAAACCGUACAACAAAUUCGCGAUUACCUGGUUCGGUACAAGCCUCUCACCUUCGAAGAGUGCAUUCAGUGGGGACGACUGCAGUUCGAAGAGAACUUCAACAAUUCCAUCCAGCAGCUUCUGUUUAGCUUGCCCAAGGAUGCUGUUACAUCAAACGGCACGCCGUUCUGGUCGGGUCCCAAGCGUGCCCCCGAUGCCCUGGUCUUCAACCCGGCUGACUCCUUACACAUGGAGUAUAUCAUGUGUGCGGCGAAUCUCCAUGCUGCAAACUAUGGUCUUCAUGGCUCCACCGAUCCAGAUGUGUUUAAAAAAGUUCUGGAUAACAUGGUCGUCCCGAAGUUCGAGCCGAAGAGCGGCAUCAAGGUACAAAUCAAUGAUGCAGAUGCACCACCAGAGAACCCAGAUGGUGGUGAGGAUAUCUCUGAGCUCUUGGCUUCACUUCCACCUCCAUCGAGCCUGGUGGGCUACCGCCUGCUGCCAGCCGAGUUCGAGAAGGACGACGAUACCAACUUCCACAUCGAUUUCAUCACUGCUGCAUCUAAUCUCCGUGCAACGAACUAUGGCAUUGCCGUCGCUACCCGUCAUCACACGAAGCAGAUUGCUGGCAAGAUCAUUCCUGCUAUUGCUACCACAACUGCUGUGGUGUCAGGGCUCGUGUGCUUGGAGCUUUACAAGUUGAUUGAUGGGAAGAAGAGGCUCGAGGCUUACAAGAAUGGAUUUGUCAACCUCGCCCUCCCGUUCUUCGGCUUUUCUGAACCCAUCCGAGCUGCACGUAACAAAUAUAAUGACAAGGAGUGGACUCUGUGGGAUCGAUUUGAGUUCCGCGGCAACGUGACUUUGCAAGAGAUCGUGAACUAUUUCCAGGACCGGGAGAACCUUGAAGUCAGCAUGGUCUCCUCUGGAGUAUCUAUGCUCUGGUCGCCAUUCACACCGAGGAAGAAGAGCGAGGAGCGUUUGGCCAUGAGGAUGACUGAGCUAGUGGAGAACGUAAGCAGGAAACCGCUGCCACCGCACACGAAGAGCAUGCUGGUGGAAAUGAUGGUGAAUGAUGUAGAGGGGGAGGACGUAGAGAUCCCCUUCGUUGUUGUGUACGUAGACUAGAGAGAGCCCCAGACAGUGCUAAUUUGAGACCUUGUUGUGUGGAAGACACGCUGUAUAACGAUCAUGACAAGGCAGUAAU
Dacryopinax primogenitus is the source of this 3197-nucleotide messenger RNA. RefSeq names its product ubiquitin activating enzyme. Lineage: Eukaryota; Fungi; Basidiomycota; Dacrymycetes; Dacrymycetales; Dacrymycetaceae. Gene Ontology annotation, cellular component: cytoplasm; SUMO activating enzyme complex. Gene Ontology annotation, molecular function: SUMO activating enzyme activity. The transcript has 12 exons. The coding region runs from base 92 to 3118 and encodes 1008 amino acids. Gene Ontology annotation, biological process: protein sumoylation. The record is from RefSeq and is a predicted model, not a curated record.